AUGGAACAGUUUGAAUUUCACCCCGCUACCACAUCCUUCAAUCGUCUUUGGUCACCUAUCGAGCCGGGCGUCGAUGAACUAGUCCUCAACCAGGACUCGCAGACAGGCAGACGUACAACAUUACAGCGAUGGCAGCCUGGUGCCCGCAAUCAGCAGGACAUUUUUAUCCACGACUACGUUGAGGAGAUUUUCAUGGUUGAGGGUGAUUUGUACGACCAGAAUCUGCAGCAGGGUUGGGAGAAGGGCGCGUAUGCGUACCGAAAGCCCGGAAUGCGACAUGGUCCUUUCAAGAGUGAGGGCGGAUGUUUGAUGUUUAUUGUCUGUAUCCCCGUGGAUGCGAAUGGAUUUUUGUAUCCUGCAGCUCAAAUGGUCUCUGCUGUGCUGUGCAUGCGGAGGGUUUCCGUGAGUCAAUAUGGGUGCUUGAUGGGAAUCGUAGGCAGAUCAAGUAGGACGUAUAAUCCUUCUGACAUCAAACUAUCAUCAUCAGCUUCAUCGUCAACUUCCAGCACCAUGGCACCGUCCCCAACAGCCCUCCAAGCCCUAGAGGCAAGUCCUCGCGUCCACGAUCUCCUCGCCCGCCUACACGCCGAAUCAGAAGCUCAAGAGAAAACCCUGUCUCAAAGCUGGUUCUACUUCAAAUACCUCUUUGGCUUCUACUUCACCGGUAAAACAUGGUCUACAUCCGCAGACGUCCACAUGAGCGAUAAGUUCGUCGCUUUAGAGCAAGAUAAAUGUCUUUUCAUGUAUCUCCUCGCUCGCAGUAUGAAUGCGAAAAACAUCGUUGAGGCGGGAACCAGUUUUGGUAUUUCGACGAUGUAUCUUGCUUUGGCAGUGGGACAGAAUAUUAAUGCUAUGAGAGCGAGGGGUGAGAAAGUUACGGGGAAGGUUGUUGCUACAGAGUGGGAGAGUAGUAAGGCUGAGAGGGCGAGAAAACAUUGGAGUGAGGCGGGUGAAGAGGUUGAGCCAUGGGUUGAGUUGAGGGAGGGUGAUUUGAGAGAGACUCUUUCGGAGGAGGGUAUGCCUGAGGAGAUUGAUAUGAUGCUCCUUGAUACUUGGAUACCAAUGGCACUUCCAGCUCUAGAGAUCAUCAAGCCUCGUCUGAAGAGGGGUGCUAUUAUUCUGGCUGAUAACACUAAGAUGGCUAAGGCGCUGUAUAAAGAGUUUUUGGAUUAUAUUCACGAUCCAAAGAAUGGAUUCAAGACGACUACUACGGCUUAUAGUGGUGGACUUGAGAUGAUUGUUUAUCUGCCUUGA
This is a messenger RNA of Fusarium redolens, 1254 nucleotides long. Its product is annotated as S-adenosyl-L-methionine-dependent methyltransferase. The transcript has 5 exons. NCBI's taxonomy places the organism in Eukaryota, Fungi, Ascomycota, Sordariomycetes, Hypocreales, Nectriaceae. Gene Ontology annotation, molecular function: O-methyltransferase activity. Bases 1 to 1254 code for a protein of 417 amino acids. The record is from RefSeq and is a predicted model, not a curated record.